AAAAAAGCUUCUUCCACCAUCUGAGGAGGAACUCGUAGCCGUCAUGUUGUGUGUUGGUUGGCGAGUUUGGUUUACGGUGAUGGCUGCAGACCGACGGUAUAAAUAGAGCAUCAUCGCCGCAACUGAACUGGAUUCAUCAGUUGGCACGCUGAUCAGGCUGAGUCCCACAUGCAGGCACGUGUGAUGCGCAUUUGACUUUUUUCUUUUUUUUUAAAUUUACUUUUAUUUUCAAAGAAGUGGAAUUCGUUCACAGCCGAAUCACAGAAGUGCACAGAUAUUUUUAAUCUUCACCUCUCGUUGAGUUGUGUCCCGCUCUGGAGAUGUGGUGGAUGCUGUUUCCACGGUGGAUCUGGUUCCUGGCGUGUGUGUCAGUGUGGAUGGAGCUCCAUGCCGGAGUUUUGUCCCAUAUUAUCUAUUCCCACGCGGGUAUGUGUCCCAAUGACAUGAACCCCAACCUGUGGGUGGACGCCAUGAGCACCUGCACACGAGAAUGUGAAUCUGAUCAGGAGUGCGAGUCCUUUGAGAAGUGUUGCCAAAAUGUCUGCGGGAAUCGGAGCUGUGUGGCAGCCCGUUACAUGGACAAAGAUAAGGGCCCCGUGGGAAUGCCCAAAGAAGCAACCUGUGCAAGUUUUAUGUGCACCCAGCAGGGGUCUGAGUGUGACAUCUGGGACGGCCAGCCGGUGUGUAAAUGCCGGGACCGCUGCGAGAGAGAGCCGCACUUCACCUGCGCCUCCGACGGCAUGACAUACUACAACAAGUGCUACAUGGAUGCAGAGGCGUGCUCCAAGGGCAUCACCCUCUCUGUUGUCACGUGCCGCUUCCACCUCACCUGGCCCAACACCAGCCCCUCACUGCCCCAGGCGACCACUCUCCGCCCCACCACUGCUCCCCUGCAGGCGACUAUCCCACCUCCUACUGAGCCUCAGCCCCCCGUGGUGGUCAGCAGCCCUGCUCAACAGACCGUGAACGUGGGGGACACAGCUAGCUUCCUGUGUGAUGUAACGGGUCGGCCACGCCCGGAGAUCACCUGGGAGAAGCAGCUGUCAGAUGGAGCUGAGAGGGUGAUCAUGAGGCCCAACCACGUGCGGGGCAACAUGGUUGUCACAAACAUCGGUCAGCUGGUUAUCUACAACGCCCAGCCGCAUGACUCGGGCGUCUACACCUGCACAGCUCAAAACCCAUCGGGCUCUGUGAAGGCCAACCAUCCGCUCACUGUGCUGCCCACAGAGGUGCUUCAAACUCCUGAGCCCAAGAACCUGACUCGCUGCCUGCCUGAGGAGUGUCAGAAACCCCCUGACAGCUCAGAUGAAUGUGGGAGUGAGCUGGAAAAAGUCAGCUGGUACUAUGAGCCCAAGACCAACAACUGCUUCUCCUUUACACACUGCCACAGCAACAACAACAGCCAGCCGUCCAGGAGGGUGUUUGAUACGUACGAGGAGUGCAUGCAGUGCUGCGGUCCGGAGCUGUCAGGCCCUUGUGGGCUUCCUAGCCUGCAGGGCCCCUGUAAGGCUUACGAGCCAAGGUGGGCCUACAGCAGUGCUCAGCGGCAGUGUCAGUCCUUUAUCUACGGAGGCUGCGAGGGCAAUGACAAUAACUUUGAAUCUAAAGAAGCCUGUGAGGAGAUGUGCCCCUACCCUAAAAACCACCACUGCAAGGCCUGCAAGCCCAGAGGCAAGAUGGUGACAAGCUUCUGCCGGAGCGACUUUGUCAUCCUGGGUCGUAUGACGGAGCUUACAGAGGAGAAGGACUCAGGUCAUGCCCUUGUGUCUGUGGAAGAGAUCCUCAAAGAUGAGAAGAUGGGUCUCCGCUUCUUUGGCAAGGAGCCUCUUGAGGUUACUUUUCUCAACAUGGACUGGAACUGCCCGUGUCCAAACAUCACCGGUGCCGCUGCAGAGGGACAGGUCAUCAUCAUGGGCAAUGUUAAUGAUGGCAUGGCCGUCCUUCAGCCUGAGAGCUACGUAGGUGCUUCCAGCCCUCGUCGGGUACGGAAACUGAAAGAAGUCAUCUCCAAGAACACGUGUGACAUUCUCAAAGCGAUCACCAACAGCCCGCAGUAGGGUUCAAGUUAUCAAGUGUACCUAAAGUUUAGUCAGAAACAACAAGCUGAAAUCUUAUCAGCAUUCACUGCGGUAAUGUUUUGAUUUUUAGAGGCCAUUCCUGUUACAUUAAAUGGAAUUAUUUAUGUUUCUAGACAUUUUCAGGAGUUCCUGAUGAGAAAUCCUGUCAUAUGACAUUUUGUAUGUUUUCAUGUGGUCUGUUUUGCAGCUGAGCUUUUGUGGUUAUGUUGUGGCCAUUGGUGUUGUUGAUUGAAAUACCAUGUAUGUGAGCACAGGAGACAUCCAUCACAACCUUCUAGUUACCUUAACCCCCAGACUCUGUCUUCCCUCACGCCCCGUCCUGCCUCCAGCAGAAAUGGAGCUUGCAGACUUUGACAAGACACAAAGAAGUCUGAUGGUAUUGUACAUAAUGUAACUGUCUUUUGAUUGUUGUAUUUUCUCCCUGACACUUGCUUUACUUACCUUACUUUAACAUCAGACAUUUAGUCUGUAUUUCAUACAUUAUCUGUGUACCAUAUUGCACAUGAAAUGUGACAAGGUAGAUUUGGUUAAUCCAGAUAAAUGAGUUGUAAUAUAUAUUUUUUAGCUGCUGCAUUUUCUCACAAUAAGUCGUGGAAUGUUUUUUAAAAAAAUUAUUUUCUCCUAUUUCUUGGCUAUUUAUUAUCAUAUAAGCUUUUCAUUGUUUUUGUCUAUGUUUUUUUGUUGUUUGUUUUUGUUGUUUGUUUUUGUACUUCACAUCAUUUCUAAAAUUAAAUGGAAUUUUGUAUAAUUUUAUGUAAUUUGUGAAGAAAAUAAAAAUACUUGACUUCA
Messenger RNA from Amphiprion ocellaris (clown anemonefish), 2867 nucleotides. RefSeq names its product WAP, Kazal, immunoglobulin, Kunitz and NTR domain-containing protein 2-like. Gene Ontology annotation, molecular function: serine-type endopeptidase inhibitor activity; protein binding. The coding region runs from base 321 to 2057 and encodes 578 amino acids. The record is from RefSeq and is a predicted model, not a curated record. The transcript has 2 exons. Lineage: Eukaryota; Metazoa; Chordata; Actinopteri; Pomacentridae. Gene Ontology annotation, cellular component: extracellular region.